AUGGCUGAUAUAUUUGCGUGGCUCUUCUCCUUCUUCACCCUUAUUGCCCUAAUUGUUAUUAUUAUUUACCAGUUAAUGUGCCUGGCAGACCUUGAAUUCGAUUAUAUAAAUCCUUAUGAUUCCGCAUCUCGAAUAAACAGAAUGGUUUUUCCUGAGUAUAUUAUAUUAGCUGUCCUGUUCUGCUUCUACAUUGUAACAGGGCACUGGGUAAUGGCACUGUUCUGCAUUCCUUACAUCUACUACAAUGUGCAAUUGUUCAGACAAAGAAAGCAUUUGAUCGAUGUUACAGAGAUAUUCAACAUGCUCCCUCGGGAAAAGAAGCAACGGCUUUUCAAACUCUUCUAUCUCAUUUUCAUCCUAUUCCUCUCCUUAUUUUGGUUGAUCUACACAUCAUUGGACGACCAUGAUGAUUAG
Molecule: messenger RNA, 414 nt
Organism: Lathyrus sativus (Indian pea)
Lineage: Eukaryota; Viridiplantae; Streptophyta; Magnoliopsida; Fabales; Fabaceae
Source: the annotation of a GenBank genome assembly